AUGAGUGAAGUCAUUUUACAAAAUGAUUAUGAUGUUUCACAAGUUUCUCCAGAUGUAUGUGUAUUAUCACCUGGUUCAGCACUUUCUUCUGCAUCGAGUGAUUCAUUUCCAGCACCAUUACAAAGUAUUGAUAAUAUUCGAAAAGCAAUGCGAGAUAAAUUUCAUGCGAAUUUAAAAUCAUUAAAAAAAUUGAAUCAUUUUGAUAUUGAAGAUAAUGAUAAUGAUGACGAAGGAAGUGAUAUUAAUGUAGAUGAUGUUAACGAUGGUGAUAAUGAAGAAUUGUCUAUACAAGUUAGAGAUAAUGAUGAUACGGAUAUAAUUGAAUUAAUUAAACAUAGUUUUCAUAGUAUUGCUGCAAAUAGUGAAGCAUUACAUAUACCAUGUUUUGCUCAUACUAUACAGUUGAUCGCAAAUGACGGUUUAAAGCAAAUUUCAUCAAUACAAACAGCUUUAUCAAAAGUUUCAAAGAUUGCUAAACUAUCUCAUACGAGUAUUAUUUUUUCAGAGAAGCUGGAAAACAUAGGAAAAUCAAUACAUAAAGCCAACGGUUCAUUCUCAAAAGAUAUACAAUCUUUUUUAUAA
Molecule: messenger RNA, 582 nt
Organism: Rotaria sp. Silwood1
Lineage: Eukaryota; Metazoa; Rotifera; Eurotatoria; Philodinida; Philodinidae
Source: the annotation of a GenBank genome assembly